Messenger RNA from Cornus florida, 2360 nucleotides. Its product is annotated as RNA pseudouridine synthase 3, mitochondrial-like. The coding region runs from base 1773 to 2288 and encodes 171 amino acids. Gene Ontology annotation, molecular function: RNA binding; pseudouridine synthase activity. Gene Ontology annotation, biological process: pseudouridine synthesis. Lineage: Eukaryota; Viridiplantae; Streptophyta; Magnoliopsida; Cornales; Cornaceae. The transcript is spliced from 7 exons. The record is from RefSeq and is a predicted model, not a curated record.
UUAUUAUUAUUAUUAUUACACUCUACCUAGAAACAAAGACAUUAGCUGAGUAACUGGGCUGGCAUCGGAAGCCCUAGCUCGACGUCACUGUUCCGUUGUUCUCGCUACUUUCGCCGCCGUUGAGUUCGUUAUAUAUAUAUAUAUGUAUGUAUAUUAUCUUCGCAAUUCCUUUGCCUGUUAACAAAAGGUUCAGUUGAAUUUCGUAUGCCUUCCUUUUUAAUCUUCAUUUGUUCGUAUGUAUUUUUUUUUUUUCCUUUUGGAGGGGUUUGUGGAGUUUUAAUUAACCCAUACUAUGAACUAAUUACAGCAUAAGAAGAAUGAAGAUCACGCGUGUUUAUUUAUUUUCUUAUGGUUAACUGAUUCAAGAGUAUCUAAACAUAUUUGGUUCUGUUGAUGUGCUUAAAUUUAUUAAAUUCAAGGAAUCGUGUGUAUAUAUAUGUGUGUGUACAAAUAUAUAUAUUUCAAUAAAAAAAAUGUCUACAGAGAUCAUAGCACAUGGAACUUCCAUUAUAUGUUUUAACAUCAGUGUGCAUCCUCUUGUUAGAGAAUGAAUUUUUUUGUUAAGUCUUGUUAGAGAAUGAAUUGUGUAUUAGGAGUAGCAAUCACCAUCUAAUUGGACUCUGAUUUUGGCUAUUGAUUCCAAAAUGUAGUUUAGUUGAUUUGAUGAUGAUGAGUUCCCUUCUCUUACCACCAAUCCUCGAACUCUAGACCUAAGGGUUGACCAUACAAGCCAGAUUUGAUAAUGAGUUGUGAAAGAAACCCCACACAAGAAUCAUGUGGACAUGGGAUUUUAAUUUUACGAUGCACUUUCGAACUUUGGAAGUUAUCAUUUCAAGGAAAGAAAUGAUUGAUUUCAAUACGACAUGGCAAAAUCAUCCCAUUUUUAGUGGGUUCAUUCUAAAUGACAUUUUUCACAAACUUUUCAUGCUUCUCCAUGUAUAAAGUUAUUGAUCUACCUUGACUGUGUGCCAAUUCUAAUAGAAGCAUAUCACAAAUUCACAAUGGACCAUGUUUUUAAGAGUAGUGGAAUCCUUGUAUGUGGCUGCGCUUUUCAUUUCGAUAAUGUUAAUUACCGCCUGCAUAUUUUGUCAAAUUCUCUUCAUCACAGAUGGACAACUAAAUCUUGAAGCACUGUAACACCAGCACUAGGUGACUAGCAUGGACGAAUAAAACUGAUCGUCUUCUUUUCAAUUUUUGUUUUGUUCCGGCAUAAUUGUACGGUUGAAUUUUUCCGAAACAAGUUGAAUGCUUUAUUCACCUAAGUGAAUGGAUUUGAUUCUAAUAACUCAUUUCCUUAUACUCCUUCAUGUAAAAUCAUUCAUUUUGAGUCUGAUGGCCUAUGAAUUGAUUGCACAUAGCACUGCUUUGUGAUAUUUCACUUAUGUGUAAUUCAUCUCAGUGUGAAUGUACUUUUCUAUGUUAAAUUUAGUAUGUGCAACAAUGUGGAAGAAUGUCCUGCGUCGAAACACAUUGCUUAUGGUCAGGCACUACUCAAGACUUUCUCCUCCACCUCCUGCGUCUGCUGAACCAAUCAUCCAAGUUUCCAACCACAAAACUCAAUUGGGCUGCACAAAACAGGGACCAAAGCCUCGGCAGCUCCUAUCCUUGCCUCCACUCCCUGCGCACCCCUUACCUGGAAAGAACUCAGACAGUCUUCCUAGGAAUCCCACUCAUCUUACUGCCAUUAGUUGGAUCAAGUAUUACUUUGAUGAAAUCCAUGGAAAUGUGAUCCAGUCCCAUUUCAACCAGGGCCUUGUGAGUGUCCAGAUGGAAUGUCUAAAUUCGAACGAGUCGUUGAUGGAGAAAGGAGGACAAAGAAAACCCAUGAGAAAGCUAACAUACAGAUUAAGCAUAAUGAGGUAAUGGAGGUGGGGAUGAGGCUUCAUGUACCCGUAUCAGUUGCUGAGGCUAGGAUUUCCAAGAGAUUUGACACCAUACCAAGUGGAACACUAUACCCAAAUGCUGAUGAGAUAGAGUAUUUGCAAAGGCUUGUCAAGUACAAGGAUUCUGCUAUAAUCGUACUAAAUAAGCCCCCCAAAUUGCCAGUGAUGGUUAACUUCUCUACGGGGCACCUGCCUGUUCAUAACAGCAUGGAUGCCUUGGCAGCUGCAGCAUUGUCUUAUGAUUAUGAUGAGGGUCCUAAGUUGGUUCAUCGUCUUGACAGAGAGAGUAGCGGCCUCCUUGUUAUGGGGAGAACAAAAGAAAGCGUAGCUCAUCUUCAGUGGCUCUUCAGUGACAUAAAGAAAGGAAAAUCCUCGUCUAAGUGCUCUCAGCUUACUCAUGUUUGAUGUAACAAAGGGUUGUGCAUUCAUAUUUGAAUUGGUCAUCUAAUUUAAUGUGUGUGUGUGUGUGUGUGUGUG